Molecule: messenger RNA, 2010 nt
Organism: Spodoptera littoralis (African cotton leafworm)
Lineage: Eukaryota; Metazoa; Arthropoda; Insecta; Lepidoptera; Noctuidae
Source: the annotation of a GenBank genome assembly
AUGGGUUGUACUCAAAGUGAAAUAUCUCCGCAAAAUGAAACACCAAGAAAAGGUUGCACCGAUGUGUUGUGGCUAAUUAUUUAUAUCUUAUUUUGGAUAUUAAUGAUAAUCGUCGCUGCGAUAUCUUUUGUGUACGGUAAUCCUUUACGAGUUAUUAAUGGAUUUGAUUCUUUUGGGAACACAUGUGGAGUGAAAAGCAACUACAAGCUAACAGCAGCACCUGUGUCUGGAAUAAGUACUAUUGACAAAAAGUAUUUAUUUUUUAUGGACGUAAAAGAGCUUCAAAGAUCUCUGAAAAUAUGUGUGAAAGAAUGUCCUAAUAAGAAAUUGGAGUCUAUGGCUGAUAUACAGAACUUCUAUAAGGAGACUGGAUCUAACCUUUGCCGUUAUGAUAUCAAUUUGAACUCAUUGGCUAGCAAUAGGGAUGUAUCUAACAACUACAUUGGGCCAUGUCCAACACUGCCAGUGUAUGAAACCUUCCCACUGCUAAAUAGAUGUUUCCCUAAGUCAGCAAAGGAACUUACGAAGAAAGUAUUCAAUGACUUUUAUGAUCUGCUGAACAGUUGGGAUACUAUUGAGCAGAUGCUCUCAGAUCUAUAUUCAUCAUGGAAGGAAAUGAUCAUUUGUGUCAUUAUUGCAUUUAUAUGUUCUUUAAUCAUGGUCUCAAUACUGCAUUUAUUGGCUACUUUGGUGUCGUGGAUAUUCAUGAUAUUGGUUUCGAUAGCCAGUGUGGCAGGAACAGCAUUAUUAUGGUACACAUACUAUGAGCUGAAGAAUAAGCACAAGACCUUUGAAACUGCGUAUUUGUCUGAAUCUCUAAAGAACGAGAGCGCGUUUUUGUGGUAUUCAAUUAUAGCCACAAUAAUAACGGUGAUUUUACUCCUGCUUGUGUUUGUGAUGCGCUCCCGCGUAUCUUUCUUGGCGGCUCUCUUCAGGGAGACGGCUCACUGCCUUGGCUCCAUUCCCGCUCUUUUCCUACAACCUAUAAUAACAUUCUUCAUCCUUGUGCUAUUUUUAGCAUUUUGGUCCAUUGUUGUGGUCUGUCUGGCUACAGCAAAUUAUCCCGGUAUACCACUGCAGACAAACUUCUUAAUCAAUGGUUCUACUUCAACGGAGUUUGAUUCCCUUAAUAAACCAGCCAUUGAUACACACAACGGCAACUCCACUUUGAAAACUUUCGCCCUGGAGAAUAUUCAGUUCGACCCGAUGUGGGUGAAGAGCAUGUGGUGGAUAUGUUUGAUCUGCCUCGUGUGGGGCAGUGAGUUCAUCCUCGGCUGCCAACAGAUGACCAUCGCUGGAGCUGUCUCUCAUUGGUAUUUCAGGGGACCAAACGCAAACUCGCCAGUCUUAUAUUCAAUUGGCAAGCUUAUCAAGUACCAUCUGGGUUCUGUCGCCAAAGGAUCUUUCCUGAUUACACUGUUCAAGAUACCUCGCCUUAUUUUAACUUAUUUGCAUGCCAAGUUAUCAGCUAGAGCAGAGAAGGGUUCGGAAUGCGCAAAAUGUGGUCUCAAGUGUGGUAUCUGCUGCUUCUACUGUCUUGAAAAGUUCAUUCGCUAUCUGAAUCACAACGCUUACACUAUAAUUACCAUUGAGAGGUGCCACUUCUGUAAAGCGGCUGGAAAGGCAUUCAGCACAAUAGUAAACAACGCACUGCAAGUGGCGACUAUUAACAGUGUGGGCGACUUCAUCCUGUUCCUUGGCAAGUGCAUAGUGACCGCGGUCACCGGCAUCAUUGGCCUACUGCUCCUCAAGCGAAACUCUGACCUCCACUUCUUUGCUGUACCCACAUUAGUCAUCUGUAUCUACUCGUUCUUCAUUGCACACUGUAUCCUUUCUCUUUACGAGAUGGUAGUCGAUUCACUGUUCCUGUGCGUUUGUGAAGAUCGCAAUAUGAAUGGUGACGACGGCAGAUGGAAGAACUCUCGUUUGGCGGAACUCGGCGGACAUAAGGGGAACAAAUAUGACGAACAAGACGGCGCCGAGCUGCAGGACGUGCCAGACAAGUACUAA